Molecule: messenger RNA, 2944 nt
Organism: Annulohypoxylon truncatum
Lineage: Eukaryota; Fungi; Ascomycota; Sordariomycetes; Xylariales; Hypoxylaceae
Exons: 3
Coding region: 153-2318 (721 amino acids)
Source: RefSeq, a predicted model, not a curated record
AUACGAUUCCACGGUGAAGUUCACAUUCAAGUGAAUAUUCUUUUCAUCGAGCUCCAUCAAUAUAAUAUCGGGUGCUUCCUAUUUACUAUACAUCGCCGACAAACAUUAAGUUAUACCUGCCCUUGGCAGACGUUACGAGGUCCAUACCCGCCAUGGAUAAUCAAGACGACGACCAGCGUAAGCUGGUUCCUACUGAUGUCAACGACCAAAAGGCAGUAGAAGCUACUUCUGGUGAAAAGGGCAACGGUUCUGUUGAACCAAAACAAGUCGCAUCUCCUGCAAGAGACGCACAGAUCAACGACGCAGCUGAUGAUACAGCCAACGAUGAUAAAUUGACUUCGCCUCCCGAUACUAGUUCGGUUUCUAGUGUCAACCCCGACGUACUGGGUGACGAAAUCAUUGUGGGAACUCGUGCGAAUGGUGUCAAGUCUCCUGCACGUCGAGCUGCUUCAGUACGAGAAGAUGUGGCUAUGACCGACGCUGACGAAGACGAUGAACCGGUACUACAUCCACCCAGACGUGAGGCUAGACGUGACUCCAAGCGCAAACGUGCUCUUGAAAACGACUACGAUGGAUCCAAGGAUGUCACAGCACAGGCCAAGGACACUGUUUAUGAUACCGAUACUAGCGUAAGCAAGAGCAGACGAGAUCGUCAGAAGUUCGAAGAUGAGAACAAGCACGUCCCCCUUGGUUAUUGGCGUGACUCUCCGGUUCCCGAUGAGAAGGGAAAGCACAUGGUGAUUGGGUUCAUCGACGUCAGGGACCGUUUGAGGACACGCAUAAGGAACAUGAACCUCAAUGGCGAGACCAUCAACACUCGACUCUUUCCAAUCCCUCCUGGCCCUGGUGGUAGCUGGGUAACGUUCGAGCGUAUCGUGUUCCUCGAGCACCUUGUUGGCCACGAUCACAACGUCAUCAAGGAAUACGUCAGAGCACGUGCCGAGACAAUCAGAACACGUACAGAAGAAGCUGAUAUCGCAGCUAUUCGAGAAGCUCAGCAUCGUCUUACGCUUAACCCACCUGCGGAAACAGCGCAACCACCUUCCAUAGCUUGGGGACGAGAGCUGCCGGAUCACGCGCAGGGUAGCCGUUCAGAGCCGAAGCGUCGUCGUUAUGGCAGCGCCGUCGGCACUGUUGCGGACCGUCCCGAACGUACAGAUAGACCAGAACGUCAAGAGCGUAGUGGUCGGAUCGAGCGCCAGGAACGCAACGAACUGGUUGUAGCUGAUAGAGUUGAUCGUUCUGAACCUGGCCCUGGGGAACCUCAGCCGCAGGCGGAGAUCCAGCCACCCCCGCGCAAGCCUACGCGCAUUCUUGUUGGAGUUUGGAGCAAGUCACCCUCGAAAGACGAUGACGAUAAGCAUGCUGUAUUCGGCAUCCUCGGCGCUAACGAUAUGUUCCGAGUCAAGCUCGUUAAGGAGACCAAGGAUGGUCGCUUCAUGGAGGAUAGUUUCCCUACUGGAGCAGGCGCUUUGUGGAUAUCUUAUGACGAAGUCAUAUUUUUGGAGCAUCUGAAGGAUCUGACGAGAGCGGAGAUCAAGGAAUAUGUUCGCAUCCGACAGACCCAGAUUGAUGCUGGUGAGAUCCCGGCUGAAAAGGUAGCAAAUGAGACUCAGGCGGUGCAUCAAGCACAAAUUCGAGUAGCACAAUUGGGAUUAAACAGUCCUGGUGGUAAAGCCAUCGCCAACACACGCUCUAAUCAGUCGAAUGUCAAUUCGCAAGCCGGUAGCGUACACGAGGAAGUUCGCGAGAGCCCUGAAUUGCGACACUCCCGACGAGAGGUUGCGCCUCGAGGCGCUGAGAUUCCUCAGCAAUCCCGUCUUGCCCUCCCCGAAGUUGAUAUUCGUCAAGCUGGUCAGAUUAGUCGGCCCCCUAGUAUUGACCCCAUUGAGCGCGUUCAAGGAUUCGCAAACCGCGAGGUGGCUAGGAUGGAAGCCGUACAGUUGCGCACUGAUCGCCACCAGGCUAAUCGUAACGCCGUCGCGAAUCCCGGGUUCAACCCUAACAUGCAUGAUCCCCAUCGCGAUUUCCACGACAACGUGCAGAGAAUGGACCACGUUUGGCGUGCUCAGGAAAGCAUGCGCAAGGGUCCUAUCAAUGGAACUGUCGGUGGACUUGUCAAUGGGCCUGUCAAUGGACCUGUGAACGGACCCAUCAACGGUUCUAGUGGAGAUGUCAUGAUGCACCAAGGCGUCAAGUACGAGCGAAAGGCCAACGGACCUUUCAAGGAUCGACUGGUCAGCCAAGGAACGAUUAUCAACAUUGACGGCGAGGACUAUGUGGAAUACCGUGUUCUUACGAAGCCCACGUUCUUCUAGGAGGAGGACGGGAGCAAGGACUUCGAGGACGUCGAGGAAGACGCAUAGAUACCAUUCAUUGGAUGCCUUGGCUUUGAUUGGUGUUACUGCCUCGGCUAAUCGUCCUACUUACAUACCAACACCUUUUUACGGCUAGUCAUUUCGGACUUUCGACAUUCACUAUUUACGAUCUCUCGCCCCAGGCUAGCAUUGACGCAGACAAUUCAUCUCUGCAUCAUUCGAUCUGUCUUACGACUACACCACCUCUUCUACACUUGAUACCCAUUGAUCGGACCUCGCUAUCCAAGGUCCACUACUUCAACCGACUUUUACAACGACAUGAUGACCCAGACUUUAAUCCAAAUGCCUACGGGCUCCUGGAAAACGACUUCAACUUUUCUCGUCUUCGAAUCAGAUCACGAUGAAAAACGCCUACUUCCUCACUUUACUUAAUUCACAAUUUGCAUUUCGUGCGUACGUUGAUACGCACGUCCGCUUCGGCGUGUACACUACUAGCAUGUGGGGGAGGUUUGCAUUGGGACGAAUGCGGGAAGCAUGCUGAUAUGGGAGUCACGGCUGUUGAUGCUCGGUAUGGGUCUUUGCUAUAGCUUCCCCUUGCCUACUGCAAUACGAUACGAUGACUAUGA